This is a messenger RNA of Bufo gargarizans (Asiatic toad), 933 nucleotides long. RefSeq names its product olfactory receptor 10A7-like. The transcript has a single exon. Gene Ontology annotation, biological process: G protein-coupled receptor signaling pathway. Gene Ontology annotation, molecular function: olfactory receptor activity; G protein-coupled receptor activity. Gene Ontology annotation, cellular component: membrane. NCBI's taxonomy places the organism in Eukaryota, Metazoa, Chordata, Amphibia, Anura, Bufonidae. The coding region runs from base 1 to 933 and encodes 310 amino acids. The record is from RefSeq and is a predicted model, not a curated record.
AUGCAGGAGAACAAUAACACAGCAGUCACAGAGUUUGUAUUCUUAGGAUUUCAAGUGAGCCAAAGUUUAAGAAAUUUACUGUUCAUUCUAUUCCUGGUGGUUUACUGUGGUACAAUAUGUGGGAACUUCCUGAUCAUCACCCUGGUGUCCACCAGCAAGAAUCUCCACACUCCAAUGUACUUCUUCAUAUCACAACUUUCCAUCAGUGACAUGAUGUUGUCCACAGCCAUUGUCCCCAACAUGUUUCACAUCCUGCUGAAUAAUGGGGGGAUCAUUACGUUUAUUGGUUGUAUGACUCAGUUUUUUUUUUUUUGUGUCUCUGAAGGAUUUGAAUGUCUUCUUCUCGCUGUGAUGUCUUAUGACAGAUAUGUGGCCAUCUGUAAUCCUCUUCAUUACUCCUCUAUCAUGACAAGUGAAUAUUGUGCAAAAUUGACCAUCAUCUGCUGGGUAUUUGGGUUUUCUAUUAUGUUAAUUUACACCAUAACAACGGCCAGUCUAAACUAUUGUGGACCAAAUGUCAUUGACCAUGUAUUCUGUGACCUUGUUCCUUUACUGGAACUUGCCUGUUCUAACACCUUUAUUAUUGAUUUAGAAGUUUAUUUGCUAAGCUUUCCAAUUGUCUUCAUCCCAACCACAAUCAUUGUAAUGUCUUAUACUUACAUUAUUUUAGCAGUCUUAAGGAUCUCAUCCAGUACUGGUAGACAGAAAGCCUUCUCCACCUGUAGCUCCCACCUCAUUGUGGUCUCCAUAUACUAUUGGACUAUAUUCAGUGUUUAUGUUGUCCCUACUAAAGGAAAAACAAUCACCAUGAGUAAAAUCCUCUCCCUGCUAUAUACUGUCUUUACUCCUUUGGUCAACCCCAUUAUAUACAGUCUGAGAAACAAAGACAUUUUACAAGCCAUAAAGGAAAAACGUCAUAAGCGUGUGAGCUGA